CCCGAACGUCUAAAGAAAGACCAAAAAGAAAGAGAAAGAGAGAAAUGUCCUCGAACGUCGGCCUCUCCACACCAAGAGGAAGCGGCACAUCAGGCUACGUUCAACGAAACUACGCCUUCCUCAAACCCCGAAACGCAGGCUACGGCGCCCCUUACCCACCACCAGGCGCAGGCACGAAAUCAUCAUCCUCAUCAAAUAAAGACAGCCCGGACGGAGCAGCACGUCCAUUCCACCACCGCCAACCGGAUAGGCAGAUCCUAGAACAUGACAGACGGCGGGCGAUCGAGGUGAAAGUUCUCGAGGAACGGGAAAGACUUGAAGAGGAGAAUGAAAGGCUAGAAGAAGCCAAGGAUAAAGAGAAGAAGAUUCUCUCCGAGGAAGAUAUUGAGGAACGAUGCAAUGAGUUGAGGAAGAAGUUAUUGAGGGAGUUGGAGGAUGCGGAGGAUCGGAAGCGGAAAGGUGAAUCUGAAUUUUCUGCUGAAGGUGGGAGACGGAAUCGUCGACGAGGGAUGUCGCCUCCCCCGCGGGAGAGGAGGCAGUUCAAGUCCUACCAGGUUCAUGAGUUGGCGGAGGCAAAGAUUGAGGAGAGUGAGCGGCUUCGGAAGGCGUUGGGGAUUAGAGAGGAUUGGGAGAGGGAAAGGGGUAGGGAGGAAGGGAGGUAGAUGGCUUUUCUACUGGUUCUGUUUCUUUUUCUACUAAAAAAUGGAUGCGAAGGUUCUGAAGGCUAUGGCGUUAGGUGGUUAGGUGCUGGUUUCUUCUUUUAGCAUGAGGGAAGGAU
Molecule: messenger RNA, 778 nt
Organism: Monascus purpureus
Lineage: Eukaryota; Fungi; Ascomycota; Eurotiomycetes; Eurotiales; Aspergillaceae
Source: the annotation of a GenBank genome assembly